UAACUCUUCCUUUUCUACCGGUUAGAAAGAAAUGUUUGUGUUCGCCCAGGACUAAAAUGUCUCAAGUCGUUUGCUCCUAAUUCGAAAGGUUUACCACACAACAAAAACCCGGCCGACCCGUUUAUCUAGUUUCUGAACAAGGUAGCCAUUAUUACGCUUGCGAAAGGGAGUGAGCCGAAACCUGCGCUUAGCUUGUGACGGGGAAACGACUUGCUCGUUAACAUGGUUCAACGGGCUGAAAGGCGAAAAGAAGCGUAAAAAAAGAAGAAGAAAAGAAACAAACUACCGAAAUAUAAAGGAAUUUGUGAAGACCCUUCCUGACACCAUGAAUCGCAGUAACAGGGUAAACUCUGAGGACUCUCUGGGUCCCAAUGAUGAAUAUGUGCCAUACAGUGAUGAUGAAACAGAUGACGAACUUGAUGAGAGGACAGACAUUGAAGAUAGCCAGGUACAGCAGGAGACUGUACCUGAGACAAUAGUGGGCGCCUGGAAAGUUAAAGCAAAUGAUAAAGAUUUCUACAAUUUGCCAGAGUUUCAGAAAAAGACGUUUCUCUGCUUAAAGCAGAGUAAAUAUUCAGGGAAUGCCAUCAAAACCUACAAAUACAAUGCACUGACGUUUCUACCCCUGAACCUCUUUGAACAAUUCAAUCGAGCUGCCAACCUCUACUUCCUUGGCUUGCUGAUCUUACAGAUUAUUCCUGAAAUCUCCACUCUGCCUUGGUACACUACUCUGGUGCCUUUAGUGCUGGUGCUGGGAAUCACAGCCAUCAAAGACUUAGUGGAUGACUUGGCCCGUCACAGGAUGGACAAAGAAAUUAACAACAGAAAAUCUGAAGUCCUGUUCAAUGGCAGGUUCCGGGAAUCUAAGUGGAAGAAAAUUCAAGUUGGGGAUGUAGUUCGCUUAAAGAAAAAUGACUUUAUUCCUGCUGAUAUUCUGUUAUUAUCCAGUUCAGAACCAAACAGUCUGUGUUAUGUAGAAACAGCUGAACUUGAUGGAGAGACCAAUUUAAAAUUUAAAAUGGGCCUGAAAGUAACGCAUGAAAGACUGCAAACAGAACAUCAACUGGCCAAUUUUGAUGCCAUGAUCGAGUGUGAGGAGCCGAACAACCGGCUGGACAAGUUCAUUGGCAUGAUGAAGUGGAGGCAGGAGAGGUACGCGCUGGACCUGGACAACAUACUGCUGCGCGGCUGCACGGUCCGGAACACCGAGUUCUGCCACGGCUUGGUCAUCUACGCAGGCUCCGACACCAAAAUCAUGAGGAAUGGCGGCAAAACCAGAUUCAAAAGGACUAAAAUAGAUGAGUUAAUGAACUACAUGGUCUACACUAUCUUCAUUCUCCUCAUCCUGGUGGCAGCUGGCCUAGCCAUUGGCCACACUUUCUGGUAUGAGGAGAUGGGCAGCAUUGCCUGGUAUUUGUACGACGGCAAGAAUCAGAGUUCCUCCUACAGAGGUUUUCUCAGCUUCUGGGGAUAUAUCAUUGUGCUGAACACCAUGGUACCCAUUUCCCUCUAUGUAAGUGUGGAGGCCAUUCGCCUGGGGCAGAGCAGGUUCAUCAACUGGGACCUGCAGAUGUACUACUCGGAGAAGGACACCCCUGCCAAGGCCAGAACCACCACCCUCAACGAGCAGCUGGGGCAGAUCGAAUACAUCUUCUCCGACAAGACGGGGACCCUCACGCAGAACAUCAUGGCUUUCAAGAAAUGUACCAUCAGUGGCAAGACCUACGGAGACCCCUACAGCACAGAUGGAGUGGCUAUGGAAAAUAUGGUACCCGUGGAUUUUAGCUGGAAUUCGUAUGUCGACAAGAAAUUCAAGUUCUACGACCACCGUUUGCCCUCCUGUAUCCGGGCUGGAAAGGAGCCUGAGGUGCUUGAGUUUUUCAAACUGCUGUCGCUCUGCCACACUGUGAUGGUGGAGCAGAAAGAUGAUGAGCUGGUCUACCAGGCAGCCUCUCCUGAUGAAGGAGCACUUGUCACGGCUGCAAGGAAUUUUGGAUACGUCUUCCUGUCACGGACGCAAGACACCAUUACCAUCAGUGAGAUGGGGGAAGAAAGGACUUAUACCAUGUUGGCACUGUUAGACUUUAACAGUGACAGGAAGCGAAUGUCGUUUGCAGUGAGAUUCCCGGAUGGCAGAAUCCGCCUCUACUGUAAGGGAGCAGACACCGUGAUCUAUGAACGCUUGGCUAGCAAUUCCCCGAACACGGACACUACCCAGGUUGCUCUGGAUAGUUUUGCAAGCGAGACCCUUCGCACUCUCUGCCUGUGCUACAAAGACAUCAGUGAAGAGGUGUUUGAAGCCUGGAACAGAAAGCACAAGGAAGCCAGUGUUGUCAUGCAGAACCGAGAAGCAGCUCUGGAUCGGGUCUAUGAGCAAAUAGAGACCAACCUGAUUAUGAUUGGAGCCACUGCCAUUGAAGACAAGCUGCAAGAUGGGGUCCCAGAGACUAUAGCCAAACUAGCCCAGGCUGACAUCAAAAUCUGGGUUUUGACAGGCGAUAAGAAAGGUAGAUUUUCAUGGUUAUGAGCCGUGUUUUGGCGA
Lepisosteus oculatus (spotted gar) is the source of this 2542-nucleotide messenger RNA. The record is from RefSeq and is a predicted model, not a curated record. NCBI's taxonomy places the organism in Eukaryota, Metazoa, Chordata, Actinopteri, Semionotiformes, Lepisosteidae.